AUGUCUAACGCACGCUUCGUCGACGAGCCGCCUCAGGUUAUCAACCAGGCGGACCUCGACCUGGCCAACGAGAAGCUCGAGUCCCGCGAUGAGAGCUCCGCCAACGGCAACACUUCCAGCGAAGAUGCUGUCAAGAAAGAAGUCGACAACACCCCCGGCGCCACCCACGGCGAGCAUCCGUCAAACGGCAAUGGCACCAAGCUCGAGAGACUCGGCACCAACGACAAGUACGAGAUCACCGAGGACGACUGCUACGAUGAGCUCGGCUACUCGUUCCCCAAGUGGAAGAAGUGGACCAUCCUGACCGUUAUCUUCUGGGUUCAGGUGUCCAUGAACUUCAACACUUCGCUCUACUCCAACGCCAUCCCGGGUAUCCAGGAGGAAUUCGGUGUCAGCGCUCAGGCCGCCCGCUGCGGUGCCAUGAUCUUCUUGGUUUUGUACGCCUUCGGUUGCGAACUGUGGGCGCCGUGGUCUGAGGAAUUCGGUCGCUGGCCGGUCCUCCAGCUCUCCCUCUUGUUCGUCAACAUCUGGCAGAUUCCGGUCGCUCUUGCCCCCAACUUCGCUACCAUCAUGGUCGGCCGUGCGCUCGGCGGUCUCUCGUCCGCCGGUGGCUCCGUCACCCUGGGCAUGAUUGCCGACUUGUUCGAGUCCGAUAAGCAGCAGUACGCCGUCGCCUACGUCGUGUUCUCUUCCGUCUUCGGCUCCGUCCUCGGCCCCAUCGUCGGCGGUUUCACGGAAGAGUAUCUCAACUGGAGGUGGUCCAUCUGGGUCCAGCUCAUCUUCGGCGUCGCCAUUCAGCUGAUUCACGCUGUCUUCGUCCCCGAGACCCGCAGCACCAUCUUGAUGAACCGCAUCGCCAAGAAGCGCAGGGCCGCCGGCCACCCCAACAUCUGGGGCCCCGACGAGCUCGUCCCCUUCGCCGACCGCUUCUCCAUGAAGGAAGUCAUUUCCACCUGGGUCCGCCCCUUCAAGAUGUUUCUCACCGAGCCAAUCGUCCUGGUUCUGUCACUCCUCUCCGGCUUCUCUGACGCCCUUAUCUUCAUGUUCAUCCAAUCUUUCGCCCUGGUUUACAAGCAGUGGAACUUCACCACCGUCGAUAUUGGCCUGGCCUUCAUUCCCAUCGGCAUUGGAUACGUCAUCGCCUGGCUGGCCUUCAUCCCCGCCAUCAAGCGCAACAUCAAGGAACGUAAGGCCAAGCCCCAAGAUGACCGCGCUCAGUACGAGUCUCGCCUAUGGUUUCUUUUAUACACCGCACCGUGUCUUCCCAUCGGCCUGAUCGGUUUUGCAUGGACUAUCCAGGGUCCUCCCAUUCAUUGGAUCGGCUCCAUGGUUUUCGCUGCCAUUGUGGGUAUCGCUAACUACGCCAUCUACAUGGCCACCAUCGACUACAUGAUCUGCGCCUACGGACCCUACUCCGCCUCAGCUACCGGAGGAAACGGAUUUGCCAGAGAUUUCCUAGCUGGAGUGUUAACCAUUCCCAGUGUCCCCUUCUUCUCAAAUAUCGGCGCUGCGAGCGGGAAGAACCUCGAGUACGCAUGCACGAUCCUCUUCUGCAUCGCCUUUGUGCUGGUCGCCGCUGUUUUCAUAAUCUAUUGGAAGGGACCCACGCUGCGUGCCCGGUCGCCCUUCGCCAUGAAGCUUGCCGACGCCAAGGAUGAUGCCGGUGGUCGUCGCCCGAGUCACGUCGAGGGUGGUGCAGAAACUAGCACUGCAAACGCUGGUGACGAUGCUCCCGACCGUCCCCCGUACGUCCGCCAGAGGAGCCAGAACUCGAGAUUCUUUGGCGAAAGCAGAGUCACCCCCCGCGGCACCCCAAGAGGUACUCCCUCCGCAAGCAGAGCCAACAGCCGUGCCAACAGCCCUUCCAGGCGCAAGUGA
Molecule: messenger RNA, 1878 nt
Organism: Colletotrichum chrysophilum
Lineage: Eukaryota; Fungi; Ascomycota; Sordariomycetes; Glomerellales; Glomerellaceae
Exons: 1
Coding region: 1-1878 (625 amino acids)
Biological process (GO): transmembrane transport
Molecular function (GO): transmembrane transporter activity
Source: RefSeq, a predicted model, not a curated record